AUGCCGUUGCGUCCUCGGGCUUCCUCCCAGCCCGGGAGAGUCGGCACCUUCCUCAGUCCUAAAGUGGCCUCGGCGCUGCGACCCCGCGCCCUUUCCUCGCGCUCCAAGUCCGCUUUGGAGGACGAGCUCUCGUGCCCCGUGUGUUGCGAGAUCUUCACCGAUCCCGUGGUGCUCAAGUGCAGCCACAGUUUCUGCAGGAUCUGCCUGCAGCAGUUCUGGAACAAAAAGGCAGCUAAGCGGGAAUGCCCAGUAUGUCGGAGGAAGUGCUCGCUGACGGAACCCACCGUGAGCCUGGCCCUGAAGAACGUUUGCGAUGCCAUCCUGAAGGAGCAGAAGGGAGAGACCUCCGGGGGGACUGAUUCAUUGGCAGCUGCUAAUGGCGCUGCCAAAACGGAGAUCCUGUGUCCUACUCACGGAGAACAGCUCAAGCUUUUCUGUCAGGAUGAUGAAGAGGUUUUGUGCUGCGUGUGUCAAACGUCCAAGCGGCACCAGGGCCACCGGAUCUGUCCAGUGGAAGAGGCUGCACAGGACCUCAAGGAAGAACUAAAAAGGGACGUGGUGCCGCUAAAGAAGAGUCUUCGUAGCCUGUAUGAGGCUAAGCAGGAGUGUGAUGACAUAACUGUACAUAUCAAGAACCAAAGGCAACAAACAGAAAAACAAAUACGAGAGCAGUUUCAGGAGCUAUAUCAGUUCCUUCAGAGGGAGGAGGCCUCGAGAAUUGCUCUGUUGGUGGAGGAGGAGGAGCAGAAAAAGCAGUUAAUGAAGAAAAAGGCGGACGGCAUAACCCGCGAUAUUCUCAUACUCUCACAUGCAGUUAUUGCCAUUGAAAAUGAGAUUGCCAGCAGUGAUACUCUCUUCCUGGAGAACUACAAGAACACCAAAAGGAGGGGUCAGAUUACACAGCAGGAGCAUGAGAAGGUUCCGGGAGCACUGAUCAAUGUCGCCCAGCACAUCAACUCUUUGAAGUUUAGAGUCUGGGAGAAAAUACAAGGCAUUGUUCAAUACACUCCGGUGACGCUGGACCCCAACACAGCCUACCCUUGGCUCUCUCUGUCUGAGGAUUUGACUAGCGUGAGAAACAGCGGGGCCAUGCGGCAGCUACCCGACAACCCCGAACGUUUCGACCACUUUGUGUUUGUGCUGGGCUCUGAGGGCUUUGCCUCGGGACAGCAUGCCUGGGAAGUGGAGGUGGGCGAAAAUAACGACUGGGUGAUUGGCGUAGUGAAGGAGUCCAUCGACAGGAAGGGUAAGAUCGCAGGCUGUCCAGAGGGGGGCUUCUGGACCAUUUCCUUCUCUGAGGGUGAAUACACUGCUAUGACGGCCCCUCGCACACAGCUGAAUCUGAAAGGUCGGCUGGAGAGGGUUAGGGUACAUCUGGACUAUGACUCUGGAGAGGUCAGAUUCUCUGACUCUGUAGCUCUCACCCCAAUCUACACCUUCAAUGACCAUUUCACUGAGAGGAUGUUUCCUUUCUUCUGCCCUGGGGCGAAUAUCAAUGGUAAUAACCCUGGUCCACUGAAGAUCUGCCCAGUCAAAGUGGCUGUGUGGAACAGCGCCACCUGGUGA
Molecule: messenger RNA, 1566 nt
Organism: Chanos chanos (milkfish)
Lineage: Eukaryota; Metazoa; Chordata; Actinopteri; Gonorynchiformes; Chanidae
Product: tripartite motif-containing protein 35-like
Exons: 6
Coding region: 1-1566 (521 amino acids)
Biological process (GO): protein ubiquitination
Molecular function (GO): protein binding; zinc ion binding; ubiquitin-protein transferase activity
Source: RefSeq, a predicted model, not a curated record